Molecule: messenger RNA, 2093 nt
Organism: Acinonyx jubatus (cheetah)
Lineage: Eukaryota; Metazoa; Chordata; Mammalia; Carnivora; Felidae
Exons: 2
Coding region: 1354-1962 (202 amino acids)
Source: RefSeq, a predicted model, not a curated record
AACGCCUCUCCACUAUUGUAUCUCCCAAAUCAAUAAGAUUUACUCACGGGUUUAGCUAUGUAACUUCCCCUAAUUUUUUCUUGGCAGAACUGCUCCCAUUCGGUAUCUGAUAGGCCUUGGGUAGAGCAUUAAAAGGAGAGUUUUGUUUUUUGUUUUUAAGAUCACACUGAGAUGAUCUUCACAGUCUUCUCUCCAUGUACGAACGAUUGGAGUUGAGAGACUUUUUUUUCUUUUUUGUAACCAACAGCUCCCAUUUCUGCCUGAGUUGGGAAAACGCAAGCAGGUCUGUCACACCAGCUGAGCUACCAUUUAACUCAAUUCUGAUGGCACCUACCCGGACACAGCAUCAGAUCCCACAGGCUCAGGGCUCAACUGCCUACACUGUCCCGACCGCUUGAGAUGCCCACUGCAAGCCUAUGCUUCUGACGGAUCAGCCAUCAAUCAGAGUUUCCCCAUGACCCCCCCUCCUCGGGCGUGAUUAAUUUAUUAGAGUGGCUCAUACGACUCCAGAAAACAGCUUACUUACCGUUUACCGAUUUAUCAUGAAAGGAUAUCAUGGAGGAUGCAGUCGAACAUCCAGAUGGAAGGGAAGGAGAUGUGAGAAAAGGUGCUCUCAAUUGCAGAGGUAGCGACAUAGCUGUGAGAAAGUUGCACGGAGCAGUUGGCAAUCAACAUGCACUGUAAAGUUGUGUGGAGUGGGAAAAUGUUCUUAGCAUCCUCCUUGGCGCCAGAAACAAGUGGAACGAAGUACUUCCAGGUUCCCUUUGUGGGGUCUUGGGCCCUAGUGUGCAGGGGUGCUUCCUCCCGGGAAGGUAAAUAUAACCAUCUCCUGCCUGGACUUCCCACCAAGGACAGAGCCUCAGGGAUGAAUCUGUUGGCCUACAGCCAAGACUUACCUAUUUCCCCACCCCCGUCAUCUGGAAAAACGAAGCUGCAAGUUCCUGUGUUUUAGAGGUAAGGAGGGAAACCAUGAUUGGUGAUUUCCUCCCCGCACUCACCUACCCGAGGGAGGCUGAUUCCAGGCGUUCUGUGCCUCUCCAAGAGCAUCACUGGGCUUCCAAUUUUAAGAGACAAGAAUCUCACCCGGGGCAACUACCAAGCCCACGUGUUUUCCCUCUAGCCUGAUCGUGUGUGCUGAUGACCGUUUCCCUAUUUACACUUUGACUUACCCCUGUGGUCUUCUUAAAGUUUCUCAGGUAGCCCUAGCCUUGCAAACCUUCCAGUGGGGCACAGAUCUUUGGGAGGUGAGGGCUGCGGGCAGAAGGGAGCAACAGAAAGGAGGAGACUCCUAAGCCCAUUCACACCCUGCAGUCCUUUCCUGUCCCUAGCCCAGUAGCCCAUUACAGCGCACGGAUGAUUCGCGCUCCCUGCGGGUUCCUGGUCCCCAGGACCGGCGCUGCGUGUUAUAGUCACCACCACCAGGGGCUGGGAGAAGGGUGGGGGCGCAGAGACAGGAGUGGGGAAGGCCACGCAAGGGGAGGUGGCGGAGGCAGAGAAAAAGGUGGGGACCGCCGCGGAGCGGGCGGUGGGAGCGGGGUGGGGCCAGGGCGGGCCCGGGGGCGGGGCUGCGGGGCGGGGUGCGCCACAGCGCCCCCUUGCUGCGCGCUCCCCGCCGUGCCCCGGGGCGGCCGGUGGCUAGGGCUCCGCAGCCCCUUUGUGUGCGACGCGCUGGCCGAGAGGAGCGCGGCUCGGGCACGGCGGAGGCUCGGCGGGGUCCCGCCGCCCCGGCCCGGUCCCGGCCGCGCUCUCCUCCUCCUUCUCCGCUCCUCCCUCCUCCGGCCCCCGGCCCCCAGCCCCACGCCGCAGCCAUUGGGCCGCGAGCAGCCCCGCGUCCUGCCGCGCACCCUACCCCGCCCGGCCCGGGGCGUUCACCCCCUCCCCCCCCACUCCCGCCCUGUCCCCCUCUUCAUUCCUCCCCCCCCCCCCCCAUCCCAGGCCUCCAAGGUGGAGAAAAUAAACUAAAAGCAGAGCAACUCAGAGACUCCAAUAAAACGCCCAGGACCUAGAGCCCGAGCGCGAGCGCGUGUGCCGGGCGGCGAGGGGCGCGGGAGGCGGGGAUGGGGGGGGCGGGCGGGGGGACAAUGAGCGCAUGA